AUGGAAGAUACAGGCGGAAUUGUGACGGAGACACGCGAAACGAUGUCAGCUACGCAGCCUCGUGCAUAUCAGCUCGAGCUUUUCGGAGAAAGCAUGAAGCGAAAUGUCAUUGUUACGAUGGAUACGGGUAGUGGUAAGACACAAAUCUUCGUCCGCAUGGGUAGAAUUGCGUUGCUUGUCUUUGACGAAGCGCAUCAUUGCAUGGGAAGUCAUGACACGAACAGGAUCAUGCAAGAAUUCUAUCAUAUCGGGUCCCCUACAGGUACCGUGGCUGCACGCCCUUUCAUACUGGGUCUGUCAGCAAGUCCGAUCACAAACGCCAAACCUGGCGCCCUCGAGAAUUUGGAGCACAACCUGGAUGCUAUCUGUAGAGCACCAACAAGACACCUUGAGGAGCUUCAACGCUUCGUCCACCAGCCACAGAUGCGUAGGCUAGUGUACAGGGACGAUCCUGUACCACCCUCUGAAGCGCUACAGGAACUGGACUUGCUUGAGAUGAACUUUGAUAUCGAAAAAGACCCAUAUGUGAAAUACCUGCAGAGGGACGAAAGUCCCCAGAGCCAAAGGCAGCUCGAAAAAGUCAGGGAGUCUGGCUCGACGGAGAGUCGCAAACAAUUGAAGACACUGCUUCGGCGCACAACGGAGAUCCAUCAGCAGAUUGGGAACUGGGCUUCGGCUUACUUCCUUCAAUCUUGUGCCCAGAACGUGCGGAAGAAAGUGGAGCGUUGCUCCAACAUGCUCUUAUCCUUGGAAAUGGAGGAGGAGAUCUUUCUCUAUCAGCACUUGUCUUCCAUUGUGAGGAAUGAGGAUAUUGCGCGUGAUUAUGUGACUGAAGAUUUCGACAUAUCACCGAAAGCCGUAUCGUUGUUAAAAUAUCUUGAAGCCGAGUUCACGGAACAUGUGAGAGGUAUCAUUUUUGUCAAGGAAAGAAGCACUGCCGCAAUCCUCGCACAUUUGAUUUCCCACCAUCCCCUUACCCGGAAUUACAACGCAGCCCCUUUUGUUGGAUCCUCGAGCUUUGCACGAAAACAGUCUCCGGUGGACCUCUCGGACAUCAAGAACCAGAAUAUAGCCCUUGCAGACUUUCGAUUAGGGAAGAACAACCUCCUCGUCUGUACCUCAGUUAUGGAGGAGGGUGUGGAUAUUAGUUCAAUGAACUUGGUAAUCCGGUUCGACGAGCCAGCGAAUUUCAGAGCCUUUAUCCAAUCAAGAGGUCGUGCUCGCAAGGUAGAGUCAAAGUUUGUUCUGAUGUGCAGCGAAUAUGACCCAGUGGGUAGUUACCAGAAAUGGAAAGCCUUGGAAGCAGAGAUGAAGGAGAAAUACAUGGAUGACGUGCGCCAAAUUGCUCACCGUGUCGAGGACGAAAAGAUGGAUGAGGAGGCUUAUGACGAACAUCUCGCGAACGAUAUCACAGGGGCACGUUUGAGCAUUGAAGAUGCAAAAGGACAUCUCGAACACUUUUGUGCAUGUUUACCAACAGUGCCGUAUGCCGAUCCGCCCCGACCAGAGUACAUCCUGCGCUGUUGUCCAGCUGGCCACUUUCAAGCAGAUGUUAUCCUUCCACACAGUGUAAAUAUCAUGCCACGACGCAUUGGCGGAAGAUUUGUUUGGGCGACUCAGAAAAUGGCUACCAAAGAUGCCGCACUCCAAGCGUAUACUCGUCUGUAUGAGGCCGGGCUCAUCAAUAACAAUCUCCUACCCACUGCUCUUCCGGACCCCGUAGUGCCUAUACCAGAAGCCGAACUCGACGAAGAGGAUCGUGUGGUUUGUGUAAGAGGUCGCAUAAACCCAUGGAGUCAUUUUCCCGAACGUCGAAAUAGCCCUGGUCAACAAGUGCUCACCAUCAGCGUCCAAUUUUCGGGAGGCGAACAGCUCCCAUGUUUGCACCUGCUUGUGCGAGAGGUCUUCGACAUCACAAUGGCCUUCACACUGUUCUGGAGUAAUGAGCAGUCCAUCAAUGUCGAGAUUAGGCCAGAGCGUUUAACUGAAGAUGUUUUGCACGACCAGGAAUUUCAACGCAUCAGUCAUUUGAGUACUCGGCGAUUGUUUGAAUCGAUUUACCUGGGGAAGAUGCAACGGCAAAGCAAGAUGCCUCAAACCUUCCCGUUUCUGGUUGUGCCAUACCUGGAAGCUAGGUUGUUGUAUCAAUGGCUUGAUGAUUGCACUGGCGAUGCGCCUAUACAAAAUGCCGAUGAACUGAGACCAGAAAAUGGAUUGAUUCGAUUGAAAAGUUGGCCGAAAGAAGCACAUCCCUAUAUGUAUCGGUCAUCGAUGGUUAAGAUCCGAGAGUUUCAAUGGAUUGAUGAUUCGACAAGGGUGGCGGAUCCAACGACUGAGGAACUCCAUUUCGAGGUCAAGAGACUGCCCAAAAGACUUGAUUAUCUGCGCCCAGCCAACUAUAAGGACUUCAACACUGCAGUUGACGUCGUCCCAGCAGCAGAGUGUUAUAUCGACCGGUUUCCGCCGACGUAUGCAAUGUCCAUGCUUCUUCUUCCCUCAGUAUUGCAUAGAUUCGAACUCAGAGCAGUCGCAGUCGCUCUGAGUCGGAAUGUGCUAUCAUCCAUUCGCUUUCAAAACUUUGAGCUUCUGGAAAACGCCAUAUGCGCGUCAGCAGCGAAUGAAAGCAUUAAUUACCAAAGGCUUGAACUGAUCGGAGACACCAUUUUGAAGUUCUGGACAUCAGCUCAACUUUGUGCCCAAUUUCCAGGAUGGCAUGAGGGCUAUCUCUCUCGAGGAAAAGAUAGGGUUGUUUCGAAUGCUCACCUCUGCCGGGCAGCCAAAUCUCAAGGAUUAGACGAAUAUAUUCAUACUGAACCAUUCGCAGGUUCUCGAUGGAGGCCGCCGACACAGGAGCUCAAAGUGCACGAUGCGGCAAUCACGUCGCGGCGAAAGAUUUCUAGGAAGGUGCUGGCCGACGUUGUCGAGGCACUGAUAGGAGCAUCCUUCCUGGAUGGCAAGGAUGAGCAGGAGCGUGGUUUCAAGGUAAAGGCUUGCCUCACAACCUUCUUGGCCAGUAUAUCCUGGAGAUCGACAAAGGAGAACGCUACGAUGCUAAAUGAUAGUGUUCCCAAUGCAGGUGCGGCGUUUGAUAACUUUAAUUCACUGGAAGAAAUCACGGGCUAUGCUUUCCAGAAACUCGUUCUACUCGUCGAGGCAUUCACGCAUCCAUCACACCCACCAGUUGGUAUACAAGGAUCGUACCAGAGAUUGGAGUUCCUUGGUGAUUCCAUCCUCGAUUUUAUUGUGGUCGACAUGGUGGCAAGGCACUCCAAAGAGCUGCCACAUUUCACAAUGCACCUAAUCCGAGCGGCCGUAGUCAACGCUCAUUUACUGGCGUUUUUGUGCCUCCGAGCUGGGCUGGAUCAUGCUCGUACGGAGGUGACAACGGACGCAAGCUCGGGAAGUUUCGAGAUAAGAGAAAUCAAAAAGAAGACGUACCUGUGGGAGUUCAUGAAGCACUCUGGCAAUUUGGAGUUACUGGAAGCACAGAAGGCUUGUGCCAAGCGCUACGAACAGUUCAAUUGUGCAAUCGAUACGGCUCUCGACUACGGAAAGAGCCAUCCAUGGUAUUACCUUCUUAGUCUAAAUGCUGAGAAGUUCUUCUCCGACCUAAUCGAGAGCAUUCUGGGAGCGAUCUUCAUUGAUUCUAAGGGCAAUUUGCAGCCUUGUCGGGAGUUCCUUGAAAGAAUUGGAUUGCUAAGAUAUCUUCGCCGCAUCAUAGCAGAAGAAUUUGACAUCAUGCACCCAAAGGAGAGACUUGGUAUUGUCGCGGGCAAUUCAAAAGUUCGGUAUGUCACAGUUAGCAAGAUUGUCGAUGCUGCAGCACAUUAUUCUUGCACUGUGUUUGUUGAUGAUGAAUCCACGGCAACGUCAACAGGUGAGGUAUGCAAAGCAGCUGCAGAGACGAGAGCUGCUCAAGAUGCUGUUGCAUUAAUACUGAAGGCGAGAUGCAAUUCUACGGGCAAAGGAAAGGAUGAAAGAAAUGUUUGA
Messenger RNA from Endocarpon pusillum Z07020, 3990 nucleotides. RefSeq lists its product as uncharacterized. Gene Ontology annotation, cellular component: RISC complex; nucleus; cytoplasm. Gene Ontology annotation, molecular function: ribonuclease III activity; RNA binding. Lineage: Eukaryota; Fungi; Ascomycota; Eurotiomycetes; Verrucariales; Verrucariaceae. Gene Ontology annotation, biological process: siRNA processing. The coding region runs from base 1 to 3990 and encodes 1329 amino acids. The transcript has 4 exons. The record is from RefSeq and is a predicted model, not a curated record.